AUGGGAGAUUCGUUGGAGAGGUUGGGAUCAGAGGCAUCAAUGGCGACGGAAACUGGAAUCAAAUCGGACUUGUGCUUAGAGAUCGAUCCUCCUCCUUUAAACGAAACCGUCGCCACCGCCGAAGACUGGCGUCGCGCUCUCGACAAAGUUGUUCCCGCCGUCGUCGUACUCCGCACAACCGCCUGUCGCGCUUUCGACACCGAAUCGGCAGGUGCUAGCUACGCCACUGGGUUUAUCGUUGAUAAGCGACGCGGGAUCAUCCUCACCAAUCGCCACGUGGUUAAACCUGGCCCUGUAGUUGCUGAGGCGACGUUUGUAAACCGUGAAGAGAUUCCGAUCUAUCCUGUAUAUAGGGAUCCGGUACAUGACUUUGGAUUCUUUUCUUAUGAUCCCAGUGCGGUACAGUUUCUGAGUUAUGAAGAAAUUCCUCUUGCUCCCGAGGCGGCUUCUGUUGGACUUGAAAUUAGGGUUGUUGGAAAUGAUAGUGGAGAAAAGGUUUCUAUACUGGCUGGUACUAUUGCUCGGUUGGAUAGGGAUGCUCCACAUUAUAAAAAAGAUGGUUAUAACGACUUCAACACGUUUUACAUGCAAGCAGCGUCAGGUACUAAAGGUGGAUCAAGUGGUUCUCCAGUCAUUGAUUGGCAAGGCAGGGCGGUAGCCUUGAAUGCUGGCAGCAAAACCUCAAGUGCAUCAGCCUUCUUCCUACCACUUCAACGAGUUGUCAGGGCGUUGAGUUUCCUCCAGAAAAGUAUCGACUUGUGCACAGCUAAGCCAAAAGCAGUUCAUAUUCCUCGUGGUACGCUUCAGAUGACAUUCGUUCACAAAGGCUUCGACGAGAUAAGGCGACUUGGUCUCCGGGCCGAAACUGAACAGGUGGUUCGGCAUGCAUCUCCACCUGGGGAAACCGGAAUGCUUGUUGUCGACUCUGUUGUGCCAAGUGGCCCUGCUGAUAAACAUUUAGAGUCUGGAGAUGUUCUUGUUCGUGUGAAUGGCACAGUGCUUACGCAAUUUCUAAACUUGGAGAAUCUGAUUGAUGACGGUGUUGGCCAGAUAGUUGAAUUGCAAAUCGAAAGGGGUGGACAGCCACUAACUGUAAAUGUGUCGGUUCAGGAUCUACACUCGAUCACUCCAGAUCAUUUCCUGGAAGUAAGCGGUGCUGUAAUUCAUCCGUUGUCUUAUCAGCAGGCUCGUAAUUUUCGUUUUCCUUGUGGCUUGGCGUACGUUGCGGACCCUGGAUACAUGCUGUUUAGAGCUGGGGUCCCACGACAUGCUAUCAUAAAGAAGGUUGCUAACGAGGAUAUUUCAUGUCUAGCGGAUUUAGUAUCCGUUCUUUCAAAGCUCUCUAGGGGUGCUCGUGUUCCCUUGGAAUAUAUGUCUCACACCGACCGUCAUCGCAAGAAGUCUGUAUUAGUUACAAUUGACCGUCAUGAAUGGUACGCUCCUCCACAGUUGUAUACCCGUAAUGACAGUUCUGGUUUAUGGGAUGUGAAACCUGCAAUCGAACCUGCUGCUGUUUCACCAUCUAUUGAUAUUAAUGAUUUGCCUAUAAGCCAAAAUAUUCCCCUCUGCCAUCACGAUACAGACCCCAUGCCUGAAGUUCGUGGGGUUACUGAUCCUGCGGCUACUAUGGGAGCCUCUAGUGGGGAUGGUUCUCACAAUGAUUUUGGCUCAGAAGCAAAGAAACAAAGAGUGGAAGAUGAUUCUUCAGAUGGAACUGUUUCAAACGCUUCCUUAUAUGGGAGUGAAUUAAAAUCUGAUGAUGCAAUGGCAACAGAUAAUACGGUCUUAAGGGACUUCGAAGGUGCAACAGCAUUUUCUGCUAAUGCUUCAUUGGCGGAACGUGCUAUUGAGCCUGCUCUUGUCAUGUUUGAGUACGACCUGCUGAUUGAAAUUACUGUCUUGGCUAAAGAAGUUUCUGAACCUGCACUGCAACGUGGAGAUUCAGUUUAUCUCGUUGGAUUGAGUAGGAACCUUCAAGCGACGUCAAGAAAAUCUAUUGUAACCAAUCCAUGUGCAGCGUUGAACAUUGGGUCUGCUGAUUCUCCCCGCUAUAGAGCAACCAACAUGGAAGUAAUCGAGCUUGAUACAGAUUUUGGUAGCUCAUUUUCAGGAGCACUGACCGAUGAGCAGGGGAGAAUUCGGGCCAUUUGGGGAAGCUUUUCGACUCAGAUUAAGUAUAGUUCCACUUCGUCAGAAGACCAUCAGUUUGUCAGAGGUAUCCCUGUAUAUGCGAUCAGCCAAGUUCUUGAAAAAAUCAUAAGCGGUGGAAAUGGACCAACUCUUCUCAUAAAUGGUAUCAAAACGCCAAUGCCACUUGUCCGAAUUUUGGAAGUUGAGUUAUAUCCAACUUUGCUCUCAAAAGCACGGAGUUUUGGUCUGAGUGAUGAAUGGAUCCAAAUCCUAGUCAAGAAGGAUCCUGUUAGACGACAAGUUCUGCGUGUUAAAGGUUGCCUGGCAGGAUCAAAAGCUGAAAAUCUUCUAGAACAAGGCGACAUGGUUCUGGCAAUCGAUAAGAUGCCAGUUACAUGCUUCAAUGACAUUGAAGCCGCGUGCCUAACAUUGGAUAAGGGUAGCCACAGCGAUGAGAAUCUCAAUCUAACAAUCCUUCGUCAGGGUCGAGAAAUGGAGCUCGUAGUUGGAACUGAUAAACGAGAUGGAAAUGGAACUACAAGAGUGAUAAACUGGUGCGGCUGCGUUGUUCAAGAUCCUCACCCUGCGGUUCGCUCUCUUGGGUUUCUUCCUGAAGAAGGUCACGGUGUCUAUGUGACAAGAUGGUGUCACGGGAGUCCCGCAAACCGAUAUGGCCUCUAUGCACUUCAAUGGAUUGUGGAAGUUAACGGGAAGAAGACACCUGAUCUAAACGCAUUUGCAGAUGCCACCAAGGAGCUAGAACACGGGCAGUUCGUGCGUAUAAGGACUGUUCAUCUUAACGGCAAACCACGAGUGUUGACUCUAAAACAAGAUCUUCAUUAUUGGCCAACUUGGGAGCUGAGGUUCGACCCAGAGACUGCUCUUUGGCGUAGAAACAUAUUGAAAGCCUUGAAAUAAGAAGCCUUUUUAGGUGAUCAUAUCAUAUUUGCAUGAUCAUACUGUGUUGUAUUUCUAUUGACAUUAUAACUCAAAAUAUUCAUUAUAAUAUAACAUUUGGAAGCCCACCUUAUUACAUAAUAAUAAUAGACUAGG
Molecule: messenger RNA, 3183 nt
Organism: Eruca vesicaria subsp. sativa (arugula)
Lineage: Eukaryota; Viridiplantae; Streptophyta; Magnoliopsida; Brassicales; Brassicaceae
Source: the annotation of a GenBank genome assembly